AUGUCAAACAAGCGGCCAGCUGAGGAGUCUGCCAGCUCUGCAGCUGGGGCCCCGGCAGCCAAGAAAAUAGCUGUUCCAUAUGACAGUUUACAGUUGGGAAAAAUCUAUUCUCUGGAAGAACUCGAUCUAAAGGUGCUGGUGUUUCAAAACAGAAAACUAGCAGAACGUAUCGAACAGCGAAAGAAAGCUGAAACUGAACUCAAGAAGCGUAUAGAACAGCUAGAGAACAGACAACGCACUGACGAUGCAGUGUUGAUGAUUGUGAACAGAUACUGGAAUCAGCUUGAUGAAGAUGUUCGAGUUUUGCUUCAAAGAUUUGAUGCAGAGACCUCUGAUGAGACAGAAACAAAAAAUGAAAGCAGUGAACUGACCUCUUUUUUAACACUGUUGUCAACCUGGGACAAACAGGAGCUAGAGGAGAAACUAGGUCAGCGCGUGGAGUUUUCAAAACGAGCUAUUGGCAAGUUGUUACAGGCUUUUGACAGAAUGUUACAGAGAAAUGAAAAGCUGCAUCACGCCAUAGAGGAUAAG
Messenger RNA from Candidula unifasciata, 531 nucleotides. NCBI's taxonomy places the organism in Eukaryota, Metazoa, Mollusca, Gastropoda, Stylommatophora, Geomitridae. The record is from the annotation of a GenBank genome assembly.